ACGCGCCCAGCUGUCAGGACUGUCCGCGCGGCGCCCAACUCGGUCCACAAAUGAGCUUGUACGUUUCACCUGUUGCUCCACGUUCACCGCGUAGCUCCUCCCACCUGUUUCCACCUGUCCAGGCGGACUCGUUUAAUGUGUGUUUUUACUGCGACGUGUUCGCGGUUUACGGCAGCGCGCGAGGCUGUCAUGAGAAUCAGGUGAGGCGGAAGUGGAUACAGGAGAGGGCCUCGCGCUGCUUACCUGUCUGCAGGUAAACAACAGGAGCAGAGAGAGAAACGGAGGAAAAGAAGACAAAGACAGAAAAUGAGUAACCCGAUCCCAUCCAAUCUGAAGUCAGAGGCCAAGAAAGCCGCCAAGAUCCUGAGAGACUUCACCGAGAUCUCCAGCAGGAACGGACCGGACAAACUCAUCCCCGCUCAUGUGAUAGCGAAGGCGGAGGGUCUGGCCAUCAUCUCCGUCAUCAAGGCCGGCUUCAUGAUCACAGCCAGAGGAGGCAGCGGCAUCGUCAUCGCCAGGCUGGCCGACAGACGCUGGUCGGCGCCGUCCGCCAUCGGCAUCGCGGGUCUGGGAGGAGGCUUCGAGAUCGGGGUGGAGGUGUCCGACCUGGUGAUCAUCCUGAACCAGCGCCGGGCCAUCGAGGCCUUCACGAAGGGCGGGAACCUGACGCUGGGCGGGAACUGCACCGUGGCUGUGGGGCCGAUGGGCAGGAACCUGGAGGCCGACGUCGCGGUGCGCAGCACGGCGGCGGUCUUCACGUACUGUCGGUCCAGAGGUCUGUUUGCAGGGAUCUCUCUGGAGGGAUCCUACCUGAUCGAACGCAAGGAGACCAACCGCAAGUUCUACUCCCAAGACAUCCGCGCGUCAGCCAUUUUGAACGGCGAAGUGGAGCCGCCGUCCGAGUGCUACGACCUCUACCACAUCCUGGACGCCUACGCCGAGGCCUACACGGCCAACUGGACCAGCAAGAACAUGCGUCCAAAGGCGUCUCUCGCUCCGUCCAGACCUCCAGCUCCACCUCAGCAGAGAGCAGCCAGCAGCGGAAGUACAGGAAAUAAGAACUCUCUCUACCCGAGCAUCUCCGUCUAUAAAUCCGAGACCUCAGGUCAGUUUGCCUCCAGAAACCCUCACACUGACGAGGGAGGACCGUCAGUGGGCGGAGCCACCGGGCAGCUGGUCGUCACGGCAACCCACCCCUUCACGGGUCAGCAGCCCGGCGACCUGAGCUUCGUCCCCGGCGACCGCAUCACCGUGAUCACCCAGACCGACUCUCAGUACGACUGGUGGGAGGGGCAACUGGCCAAUGGGCGGGUCGGGAUCUUCCCUGCCAACUUCGUCACGUACUGAGCGCCGCCCCCUGGUGGCCUGACGGAGGAAGUGCGGCUAAAAGUUUCUACAGGAAGCAGGACGGGUCAAAUCAACAAAUAUUUUAGGUUUUGGUCUCACUUUGGAGCUGCUGGGGUGAAUUGAAAUAUGAGAUUAGAGAAUCUGACACUGAAAUUCAGCAAACUUUGUUGUUUUCAGGCGUUUCAUAGAGCAAACGUCUGCUCUUCUGGAAAAUUUGUCAAAAAUGGAAAUAGAAAAUGAUUUCACAGGUCGUACACAGGUUCUCUACUACACAGUGUACAGGUGUGCAGAUACAAAAUGUCCAUGAUUUUAAAGUUUGAGGUUAGGAAUCUGUUACUUUCCUUCACAGUGCUUUUGUAUGAAACAGUAUUUAAGUUCUGGGGUCUGUUACUGCGUCCACCUUCAGACGUGUCCUCAGCGGGACGCGGGGGUUUCUGUUUGUACUGAUGAUGAUGAUGAUGAUGAUGACGCUGACAGCAGGUGAUUUAAAUCAUGUGGUGACUGUUUUUUCCUCUGAGACUGCGUGAGGAUGAGAAAUAAAAGUGAUUUAGAAAGA
Molecule: messenger RNA, 1903 nt
Organism: Scatophagus argus
Lineage: Eukaryota; Metazoa; Chordata; Actinopteri; Scatophagidae
Gene: sh3yl1
Product: SH3 and SYLF domain containing 1
Exons: 11
Coding region: 307-1347 (346 amino acids)
Cellular component (GO): ruffle membrane
Molecular function (GO): phosphatidylinositol binding; protein binding
Source: RefSeq, a predicted model, not a curated record